AUGUUGCCACACUGCUCCGUCUUGGUGUUGCUCUGUGUGACCCGGCUGCUCUCCCUGUCCUCGGCCCUGCCCUUUGAGCAGAGAGGCUUCUGGGAUUUUGCCAUGGACAGUAUGGACAGUGGUGGGUUAAUGGCGAUGAUGAAGGAUGAGGAAGAAGGUUCGGCCGUGGAGGAGCUCCCUUCGCCAGACGUUCACAUCUGCCCCUUCGGCUGUCACUGUCGGCUGAGAGUUGUCCAGUGUUCUGACCUCGGUCUCACUGAGGUUCCAAAGAAUAUCCCACCGGACACCAAGUUUCUUGACCUGCAGAGCAACCACAUCAGUGAGCUCAAAGAACACGACUUCAAAGGCCUGACAAACUUAUAUGGUCUGUCUCUGAGAAAUAACAUGAUCUCCAAAGUCCACCCAAGAGCAUUUGUCCCUCUGAAGCACAUGCAGAAGCUGUACUUUUCCAAGAACCGACUCACAACAAUCCCCAGAAACUUGCCUGCUUCUCUGGUAGAGCUGAGGAUCCAUGACAACCAAAUCAGGAGGGUGCCAGAGGGUGUCUUCACAGGACUGGGCCACAUGAACUGCAUAGAAAUGGGUGGGAACCCCAUUCACAACAGUGGUUUUGAGCCAGGAGCCUUCAAGGGACUCAAACUCAGUUACCUGCGUAUAUCAGAGGCCAAACUGACUGGUGUUCCCAAAGAGCUUCCAGACUCUCUCCACGAGCUUCAUCUGGAUAACAACCAGAUCCAGGCUGUAGAACUCGAGGACUUGAGUCGCUACAAACAUCUAUACAGGUUGGGCCUUGGGUUUAACCAUAUCCGUCACAUAGAGAAUGGCAGUCUGUCCUACCUCCCCCUCCUCAGAGAACUUCACCUUGACAACAACCGUCUCACUCGUGUCCCACAAGGCCUCCCAGAAAUGAAAUACCUACAGGUGGUCUACCUCCAUUCCAACAGCAUCAGCCAUGUGGGAGUGAAUGAUUUCUGUCCUCGCGGCUUCGGGAUGAAGAGGACAUUCUAUAACGGCAUCAGUCUGUAUGCUAACCCCAUCAAUUACUGGGAGGUGCAGCCUGCGACGUUCCGCUGUGUCAGUGACCGACUGGCCAUUCAGUUCGGCAACUACAAAAAGUAAAGACAGAGGGGGAGAGAGAGAGAGAGAGGUGGUGAUGGAGGGAUGGAGGAAGAUGCAGAUAAUUUAAAUCCUGAGACCUGGAAGAUGGAAAGAAAGGAGCAGUUAUUUUAGAAGCUCUUUAGAAAUAAAUGCUCCUUUUUGGGAGUGAGUUGGAGUGAUGGAGAUGGUGGCAGAUAAACCGAUGAAAUGGCAAAGAGAGGGAAGUAAAAAGCAUCAUGCAACUUGAAGGGAACAGAAGGAAAAGUGCUUUCAGUAUUUCAUCUGAAUUUUUCGCAGUUUUUGAAUUUAGUGUUUUUUAGAUUUUAAGUUUGCUGUUUGUAAAGAAAAAAAAAGAGACUGUUUGAAAUGAAUGUUCCCCCCCGCCCCAAGACCAAAUCAAGUCAUAUUUAUUAACAUUUCAAUGAAGAACACAAUUAAAUAAUAGAAAAAGAUUUUGAUAUUUAAUAAGUGAUCUGCCUGACAUUCUGAUUUAGGCGACUGACUAAGUGAUCAUCGGUUCAAACAUCUUCAUAGAUUCGCUUUUCUUUUUUGUUACAACCUUGUCGUAUUAACACACUGUUAGCAGUCAAGCCUCUCUACCUUUGAUGACUGUUUUAUUUUUGAGUAAUCUGUUUCGCUUAGUGAUCAAGAGUGAGACGGUCGGCCAUCCCAGGAGUUACAAAAACCCACUAUACAACAAACUAAUAUAAGUAAAGUACUUUGUAAUCAUUGCUACAUUAGUGUAUUUAGUGUAUGUGUAUUUUUUUCUAAUAAACUCUCAGUCCUACAUCAGUCUUAGGCCCGUCUCCCAUUACACAUUUUUGGCCCCAAUUUUGAAACUGACAUAACUGGACUUCAUUAAAAAACUGUAUACAAUCACAGUUCUUACUAUUAUCUACUAUAUGAUAUUAAUUGUAAUGAUUACUGUUGACUCCACCUGACUAUGUAUAAUAUUGUUAUGUAUGCUCCAGUGCAUGCACAAAGCUCUACUUUCUCUUACCACGUUUCCAAAAAGCUAAAAUUUCUCUCUUGAAAUCUCAAAACUCUUUUGUUGACAAACGCGAUAUGGUUUUAAUGGGCUUCAUGUUGCAGAGGAGGAUCAAAAGAAUGGGAGUUCCCAAUUACUGCAUGUUGUACUUGAUUGUCCACAUUCACCCAUUUUACACAAGAUUACCACCAAUCUACACCAAUUAAAUCUGAUUAUUCAUUUUUUUUGCAUCAUGAUUUAUCCCAAUGUCAAUUUUUUAAACAUGUUUAAAACUUUCCCAGUUGCUCACAGGGUUUUACAACACUACUUUUUAGCAAUCAAAAAUCUGUAAUGGGAGAACGGCUUAAAAAGAUAUUUCUGGUCAGCUUCUUUACUGCUGAUGUUGGGCAUGGAUCGUGUGUUGUGACUCCACAGCAGGUACAGCAUAAAAUACAGUGCAUUGUAAGCCUCUCUGGUAAGCUCACCAAGGCAGAAGUGAUGAAUGGGAAACACUGUUCCAUAAUGUUUCAAAACCUUUGCAACACCUUUGGUUUGGGAAACUGUUAAGAUGUCUGCAUAAAAAGGAAGGCAUCGUGUACUCGAGAAUCCUCAGUUCAAACCCCCACCAGACCAGAAAAUCACUAAGGCCCCUUGGACAAGUUUCUUAAUCCUGAAGUUGUUCUCAGUGUGUAGUGAGUGCAUUGCACGACAGCACCCUGACAUCGCUGUGUAAGUAUGUGUAUGUGAAUGGGUAGAUGUGAGGCAUCAUUCUAAAGCACUUUGAGCUUCUGAUUCAGAUGGAAAAGUGCUAUAUCAAUACAGUCCAUUUAUCAUUUACUCUGCUGCCUCCUGCUGAGUGAUUCAGGAAAGUUCAUCCUGAACAAAUUAUGAAUUUCAGAUUUAGUCUACAGUGAGUGUAAGGUCUGUAUGUGCCUAGCACAUAUGUUUCUUGUGUAAUAAUAUAACUGACCAUUUAUAUUCUAAGUGAUGCUGCAGUCAUGAUGCUCUGUGCACACCUGAUCCCAUCAGAUCUCAGAGCUGAAGUAGAAUAAGUUGUGAUCAGUUUAUGAUCUUUACCACUUGAUUGUUUGGAUAAUUGGUUAAUGUGAUCACUGUACUUUACAAGUAUUUGGUUGCUCACCUGCAUCACCUCUGUUUUUGCUUGUUUGACAGAUCUUUGUUGUGCUUUGUUUUAUUUGUUAUUUGUAGUAUGGGUAAAGCAAAUGGUCACCCCUCUGAGUCUGGUCUGCUUGAGGUUUCUUCCUAUAAACAAAAAAAUCUAAGGACGUUUUCCCUUACCACUGUUGCCAAAGUGCUUGUGAAGUGCCUUUGGGUGACUUAUGUUAUGAUUUUGGCGCUGUAUUAAUAAAUUGAAUUGAAUUAAUUAUCAAAUCAAAAAAUGUAAAAAUAUGUUAAUAACUACACUGUGAAAUUUGAAGACUCAGAAGAAAGUGGUGUGAGUGUAUUUAGAGUUCUCGUACAUUCGUCCUGUUGAUACCCAUGUAUUUCCUUUUCAGCAGUUUGUGGCAAAAAGUAUUUUAUUUUAUUUUUUACAUCAAAUGUAAUUGUCAAAGGUGAGUGGAGCCCCCCAGAGGUUUGAUUGCUAACAAUGUUUUAAUAUGGCUCAAAUCGUACAAAAGUGAACUUGUGCUUAAAGCCUUUUGAUGUUCAAAUAUAUGUAUUAAACUUUUAGAAUUACAACAUUGGGCCUAUUUUCAACCAAUUACAGCAAUAACAUUUCACACAGUUUAUAACAACAGUUCAAGUUAAGCAUCAGUAGUCCAGCGCAACAUUUUAUAUUGCUAUCACAGAGGUCAAAUUAUCUAUUUAAAAUAUUAGUCAUCACAUCUUACCCCAUUGAUCUGAGGUAACCGAACUGCCCAUUUUGUCUGCAUCAGGGGUAAUUUGCGUGCCUUUACAAAAUAUUCCGCUGUCUGUAUAAUACUUUAUUGCAGUAUUCCUUGAGGGGAUACUGACGUAGACAUAGAAUACACACGUGCUUUGCUUUGAGACAGUGAAGGCAGUGUGUUCAUAUAGUGCUAUACAACAGUAGUGUUGAUGCAUUAUUUUGCACAGUUUUUUUUCUGUCAUGCUUUAUCUGCUUGAGGGUCUUUGUGGGGGCUGACCUGUUUAAACUGGUAUACCUAUAUGUGGUACUACUUUAGCAAUAAAUAGCGUGUCUCUGUUGUGUAAUCUGACAAGCUACUGCUGCAUGUGAAUAAAGACAUUGUUUUAGUCAUUAGGACAAAUUGUUGGCCCUGAGUUUGGUUGGAGCUGUGUGAGAAAUAAAGAACAAAUAUCAAAAAUGG
Messenger RNA from Thalassophryne amazonica, 4374 nucleotides. RefSeq names its product biglycan b (gene bgnb). Gene Ontology annotation, molecular function: protein binding. The transcript has 7 exons. Lineage: Eukaryota; Metazoa; Chordata; Actinopteri; Batrachoidiformes; Batrachoididae. The record is from RefSeq and is a predicted model, not a curated record. Bases 1 to 1119 code for a protein of 372 amino acids.